Miscanthus lutarioriparius is the source of this 228-nucleotide messenger RNA. NCBI's taxonomy places the organism in Eukaryota, Viridiplantae, Streptophyta, Magnoliopsida, Poales, Poaceae. The record is from the annotation of a GenBank genome assembly.
AUGUCGUCGUCCUCGGCAAUGCCGCCGCCGGCGUCGCCACGGGAGCACGUGGAGAGGAUCCGGCCGGAGCGCUACUUCAUCGGGCGCGGCGAGCAGAACCCGCGGGCGGAGGACAUGCACCAGGUCGUCAACUACCUGUCGCAGGAGCUCUACUCCAAGGACGUCCACUUCCUCAUGGGGCUCGUGCAGGUAAUCGGCGCAUCUUGCUGUCGCUGUUCUCUUGUGUGA